GUAGAUUCUAUGCGUGAGCAUCCGUAUUAACUUAUAAAAAUAAUAUAACGCCCACAACAAACAAAUUAAAAAUAAAAUUAAAAAAAAUACAAAUUAAAUUAUUUCCCUUGAAUUUUUUUAUAAAUUAUUUAGCAUGCGCAAAUCUUUACCCACAUUACCAAGAUCCUCUCUUACUUAACUUUGUAGGAGUAUUUUUUUUGUGAUGUUUUUUUUCUCUGUUAAAUCUUCCCUAAAACACGGAUCUUACUGGAUUCUCUAUCCGUACUAAUACCAUUCCUUACUUCACUGAUUCGUGCUCCACAAACAUUCAUUUUAUUCCAUAAAAAAUUUAUUUUUUAGUGCUGGAAGUAGAAAUAAAUGAAAAGAUAUAAUUUUUUGAAGAAAUAAAUCAGAUAUUGUAUAAUCUUAAUUACAUUCACAUUAAAACUCCUGGGAAUUUGAUUCUUUUGAAAAAGAAUUUGUGGGUAAAUACAUUUGAGCUGUUGUUGUACACUGAUUAACCAAAAAGUUUGUGAAAAAAAUGGAUUUUUGGAAAUGGGUUUUUCUGGGUUUGGUUUAUUUUGUUACAUUAUUGGUAAUUGUUGAAGGGUUUGAAUAUUCAAAUGUGAGUCACAUUUCAUACAUGGAGUCUUAUGAAGUUUCUGAUGCUCCUCAACCUCUUAUGGUUCCUAUUACACUUAUUGAUGGAGCUGAUUCAAAGGGUGCAGUUUGCCUGGACGGAACAUUGCCUGCAUAUCAUUGGGACCAUGGAUUCGGGUCAGGGGCCAACAGUUGGCUUAUUCAGUUAGAAGGAGGAGGCUGGUGUAAUAAUGUUAGAACAUGUGUAUACAGGAAAACCACUCGACGUGGGUCAUCUAAGUAUAUGGAAAAGAGCUUAGCAUUCACCGGAAUAUUGAGCAAUAAGCCUGAGGAAAAUCCAGAUUUUUUCAAUUGGAAUAGAAUAAAGCUUCGAUAUUGUGAUGGUGCCUCUUUUGCUAGUGAAGGCCAAGAUGAGGUUCACCAGUUGUAUUUUAGAGGUCAACGUAUAUUUUCAGUUGCCAUGGAAGAAUUCAUGGGGAAGGGAAUGCGAAACGCUGAUCAGGUUCUUCUUUCUGGGUGUUCUGCUGGGGGUUUAGCAUCUAUAUUGCACUGUGAUGAAUUCAAAGACUUGUUUCCAGGAGAAACAAAAGUGAAGUGCCUGAGUGAUGCAGGACUCUUCCUUGAUGCAAUGGAUGUUUCAGGAGGACAUACCUUAAGAGACUUCUACCAUGGUGCCGUUACCUACUUGGGUGUAGGGAAGAAUUUGCCCCCUUCCUGUACUAACCGCUUGGAUCCAACUUCGUGUUUUUUCCCUCAAAAUUUAAUCGCCAACAUUACGACACCUUUAUUCAUCCUCAAUGCGGCUUAUGAUGCGUGGCAGGUUCAGGCGAGUUUAGCUCCAAGAUCAGCUGAUCCUCAUCACUUGUGGGAUGAAUGCAAAAUGAACCAUGCACAAUGUUCUGCAUCACAGAUGCAAUUUUUUCAGAAAUUCAGAGUUCAAAUGCUAAAUUCCGUAAAAGCUUUCAGAGCAUCCCGGCAAACUGGACUUUUCAUCAAUUCUUGUUUUGCUCAUUGCCAAACGGAGAGGCAGGACACAUGGUUUGCCGAUGAAUCUCCUGUUCUCCAAAACAAGCCUGUGGCCAUAGCUGUUGGAGACUGGUACUUUGACCGAAUGCCCAUUAAACUUAUUGAUUGUGCAUACCCUUGUGAUACUACUUGUCACAACUUGAUUUUUCGAUGAGACAGACUCAUCACCGGUAGCUUCAUUCUCAUCUUCGUCUGCCUCAGGGAUUCAUUACAACACCGCGUUGCUGCUAAUUCUGCUGCUCAUUCAAGUCGUAAUUGUAUUUUGAUGUUACUCAAUAAUUAGCUAAGAUCUUGAUUUGAUAAUAGGGGCCGAAAAGUCGGUUUUCCUAAUCGUAUUCUUAAAGUGGUUCCUCUUCUUAGCAACCUUAAGAGAGUCAUUUUAUCUCUGAGGCAUUGUUUCAAAAGUAUAUAACUUUGUGUUUGAGGAAAUGAAGCUUCAAUACCUGGUCAUGAAAAAGUAUUCAUUAACUAGAAAAAGCAUUUGAUUCAGUUUUAUAUGAUAUGUAGUAUUGUCUUUGUUGUGGUUAUCCGGUGAAUGUUUAUGUUCUACUUUUUGUGUCUUUUGAUAGUGUGUGUAAGUCAUAAGAUAUAAAGGAGUCUCAACUUUAAGCUUAAUUUUCUGGUUGAAUUGGUUUAUUAACUUGCUAUUAAAUGCUUUAGUUAAGGGUUUGAAGCCUAUCCACCUGUUAUUUUAAGUGGUAUAUUAUGAAACUAUAACUACCAAGCUUAAAAUUUUUAAU
Amaranthus tricolor (Joseph's coat) is the source of this 2345-nucleotide messenger RNA. Its product is annotated as pectin acetylesterase 6-like. The coding region runs from base 521 to 1759 and encodes 412 amino acids. Gene Ontology annotation, cellular component: plant-type cell wall. NCBI's taxonomy places the organism in Eukaryota, Viridiplantae, Streptophyta, Magnoliopsida, Caryophyllales, Amaranthaceae. The record is from RefSeq and is a predicted model, not a curated record. The transcript has 11 exons. Gene Ontology annotation, biological process: cell wall organization. Gene Ontology annotation, molecular function: pectin acetylesterase activity.